Messenger RNA from Morchella importuna, 1230 nucleotides. RefSeq lists its product as uncharacterized. Gene Ontology annotation, molecular function: hydrolase activity, hydrolyzing O-glycosyl compounds. Lineage: Eukaryota; Fungi; Ascomycota; Pezizomycetes; Pezizales; Morchellaceae. Gene Ontology annotation, biological process: cellulose catabolic process. The record is from RefSeq and is a predicted model, not a curated record. The transcript has 3 exons. The coding region runs from base 1 to 1230 and encodes 409 amino acids.
AUGCAUCUCCCUCUUCUCUCUGCGCUCCUUGUACUCUCCCCGUCCCUGCAAGCUCUUGUAGCCGGCAGUCCCCUCCUGACGGAGAAAAGGACGACAGAACCAAGCUGCAACAGCGACAACCCCUUCCUGAACCGCGUGCAGUACGCAAACACUGGUUACGCUACAAAGCUCGAGGAGACAAUCCAGAGCUUCCUUGCCGACGGCGACGAGCUCAAUGCAGCGCGCACAAGAACCGUACAGGGCGUUAGCACCUUCAUGUGGGUUUCGAGCUUCGGCGAUAUCACUGGCCUCAAUGCACGCCUCGACGAGGCAAUCCGCGCCCAACGCCGCCCUCCCAACAAGAAGCUGAUCUUCCCGCUCGUAAUCUACAACCUCCCCGACCGAGACUGCAGCGCCAAAGCGUCCGCCGGCGAACUCUCCCUCGCCGACGGCGGCCUCGAGAAAUACAAAACCUUCAUCGACACGAUUGCCACCGCGCUCUCGGCGCCCCCCUACGACCGCCUCGACUAUGCCAUCGUCCUUGAGCCCGAUUCCCUCGGUAAUAUUGUCACUAACCUGGCUACCGCACCGGCUUGCGUGACUGCUGCACCCGGCUACCUCGCAGGCCUCUCGUACGCAAUCCAGAAGCUGCAGCGCGAUAACAUUGCGCUGUACAUUGACGCUGCGCACAGCAACUGGCUGGGGUGGCCGUCGAACUUGGAGCCUGCUGCGAAGGUGUUUAAGCAGGUUGUGGAGGGCGCGGGAUCCGGAGCAAAGAUUAGGGGCUUUGCUACGAAUGUGUCAAAUUAUAAUGCUUAUAACGCUACCACUCCCGACGUCAUCUACGGGCCCGGCCCGGAUAACCCGAACUGGAGCGAGCUGAAGUAUGCGAAGGCGCUCGCGCCGUAUCUUGAGGCAGAGGGCCUGCCGAGUAAGUUCAUCAUUGAUCAGGGGAGAUCUGGAGCCCAGAAUAUCAGGACGAUAGGUGGACACUGGUGUAAUAUUAAGGAUGCAGGGUACGGAACGCGUCCGACGACGGAUACGGGCGAGUGCAUUGUGGACGCCAUUGUGUGGGUCAAGCCCGGCGGCGAGUCUGACGGGACUAGCGACACGAGCGCGGCGAGGUUCGAUGUCAACUGUGUCAGCGAGGAUGCGGAUGUCCCGGCGCCGGAGGCAGGUAGCUGGUUUAAUGACUUUGUGAAGAGGCUGGUGAUCAAUGCGAACCCGCCGUUGGAGCCUACUUAUGUUUGA